Harmonia axyridis is the source of this 1375-nucleotide messenger RNA. It is a transcript of the gene Gmer, whose product is annotated as GDP-L-fucose synthase. Gene Ontology annotation, molecular function: GDP-L-fucose synthase activity. The coding region runs from base 201 to 1157 and encodes 318 amino acids. The record is from RefSeq and is a predicted model, not a curated record. Gene Ontology annotation, biological process: nucleotide-sugar biosynthetic process. The transcript has 7 exons. Lineage: Eukaryota; Metazoa; Arthropoda; Insecta; Coleoptera; Coccinellidae.
AAAUACCUAAUCCUGCCCAGAUUCACUCUAUGGUUAUUUUUUGUGACACAUUCCACGUAAAAUUUGAUUUUUCCAUAUAUAUCGCAAUCUAAGGAUUGAGCUAAGUAUUUGUUGAGACUUAUUUGUCCAUAAUAACGAUAAAGGAAGAAACGAAGUAAGAUAUAUUUCCUAAGUAAUUAUUUGGGGAUACCACAAAGGCAAUGAGUGAAUCAAAAACAAUAUUGGUAACAGGAGGUAGUGGCUUAGUUGGAAAAGCGAUAGAAGAAUUAGUUACUUCACAAAAAAGAGAGAAUGAAAAAUGGAUUUUUCUUAACAGUAAAGAUGGAAAUUUAUGUGAUAUUGUGCAAACGAAAAAACUUUUUGAGAAAUAUAAACCCACCCAUGUAAUACAUUUGGCUGCUAAAGUUGGAGGCCUUUUUGAUAAUAUGUCAAACAAUUUAGAUUUUUUAAAAGAUAAUCUUCAUAUAAAUGACAAUGUUCUUCAAACUAGUUUUGAAAGUGGAGUGAAAAAGGUUGUGUCAUGCCUUUCAACUUGUAUAUUUCCAGAUAAGACUAGUUACCCUAUUGAUGAAAGUAUGGUACACAAUGGUCCACCUCACACUUCUAAUUAUGGAUAUAGUUAUGCUAAGAGAAUGGUGGAUGUGAUGAAUAAAGCUUAUAAUCAACAAUAUGGAUGUCAGUUCACUUCAGUUAUACCUUGUAAUGUUUUUGGUCCCAAUGAUAAUUUCAACUUAAAAUCAGGUCAUGUCAUUCCUGCUUUAAUAAGGAAAUUUUUUGAUGAAAUUCAAGCAGGUGGGACCAGUUUUACAGUUUUUGGGUCAGGGAAGCCAGUCCGACAAUUUAUAUAUUCAAGGGAUUUGGCCAAGCUAUUUCUUUGGGUUUUGUAUGAAUACAAUGAAAUAGAACCUAUUAUUCUUGCAGUGGACGAAUCAGAUGAGGUUACAAUCAAAGAAGUGGCUGAAGAAAUUCUAAAAGCUUAUAAUUGCAAUUCAACACUUUUAUUUGAUACUUCAAAAGCAGAUGGGCAAUAUAAGAAAACAGCCAGUAAUUCUAAACUGAGAAAAUACUUACCUGAUUUUGAGUUCACUCCAUUUUCAAAAGCUGUAAAGGAAAGCGUGGACUGGUACUGCAAAAAUCAUGAGAUUGCAAGGAACUGAAUGAAAUUUCAAAAGUUUAUUACAAAACAAUAGAAAAUUAUCACUUGAUACAAACAAAACAAAUAAGUCCAAAACUGAAAGAAAAACAUUCUUGUGAACAAUAACAAAUUAUUAAAGUCUAAAUCAACAUUAAACAUUUCUAUUUGAAACAAAUAAUUUUUCUAACAAGAAUAUUCAACAUUGUUAUUUAUAUAAAUAUAUGUUUACUCUACAGUGAA